Messenger RNA from Periophthalmus magnuspinnatus, 2758 nucleotides. It is a transcript of the gene ddx24, whose product is annotated as DEAD (Asp-Glu-Ala-Asp) box helicase 24. The record is from RefSeq and is a predicted model, not a curated record. The coding region runs from base 98 to 2716 and encodes 872 amino acids. NCBI's taxonomy places the organism in Eukaryota, Metazoa, Chordata, Actinopteri, Gobiiformes, Gobiidae. The transcript is spliced from 9 exons. Gene Ontology annotation, molecular function: RNA helicase activity; nucleic acid binding; ATP binding. Gene Ontology annotation, cellular component: nucleolus.
GUCAUGGCGGCCUCCUCGUGUGUCACGCGUGCAUGUCAACAGCAGUAAUAACCCAUUAUUUUAAGAUCAAGAAACCACUUGGCACCACGUAGUGAAAAUGAAGUCCAAGAAGAUGAAGCCACAAGGCAGGCGCAUAAACCCAGCAAAACGGAGCAUCCAUGUGAAGGGAAAGUGGAAAUCUAUCGAACUGGACCCAAGUCUCUUUUCCGAGGAGGGAAUGGAGGGGCUGGUAUGCUUCGAAGAACUGACAAAUUAUCGUUUGGUCGACUCCGAGAAGGCAGCAGCCAGGGCGGCCAAAGAACUGGAGAAGGAAAAGAAGAAGCAGGGCCAGAAGAGAAAGGCCAGCGCUGUGGAGGACACUGAAGAUGGAGAGGCUACAGAGGCAUCCGGAGAGACCGCUGGCACAUCCAAGAAAAAAGCCAAAAAGAAGAAAAACAAAAUUAAGAAAAGCAAGGACGAGUCUACAGAAAUUGUUGCUCAAAUAGAAGAGAGAGAUGAGGAAAAAUCAGAACCUACAGAAAUAUCUGUGGAGGGUUCUCAACAGGAUUCUGAAGCAAAGCCAACUAAGAAGAACAAAAAGAAGAAGUUGAAGAAAACUAAGCCAGAAUCUCCUAUUGAACUGACAACAGAGGAACUACCAGAGCAGGAGUCAACUUCAGAAGACCAGCCUGUAGAAGUAGACCAAGCUCCUAAAAGCAAGCCCACAAAACCUCCCAAAAUGCAGAUAAAGAAUUGGACCAGUGCCGCCUUAUCUGGUUCUGAGGACACCAGCUCAGACAUGAGUGCAUGGAAGGAUCUCUAUGUACCUGCUCCUGUGCUAAAAGCCCUGGGCAGUUUGGGCUUCAGUUCACCCACACCCAUCCAAGCCCUGGCAUUGCCCUCAGCUAUAAGAGACCGCAUGGAUAUACUGGGAGCUGCAGAGACAGGUAGUGGCAAGACCCUGGCCUUUGCUAUCCCCAUGAUCCAUACCAUCCUGGAGUGGAGGGAAAACCAUGAUAGUUCAAACAUUAAGGGUGAUGCUAAGAAGGUAGAGAGUUUAUAUUUACCAGAUGAGCCCGGAGAUGCUGAUCAACAAGCAGACGAACAGGAGGAGGAGGGGGGGGAGGAUGAGGAGGAGGAGGAAUGUGCAGAUGUGGAUGACAGCUAUGCAGAGGAAGACAAUGGUGUUUUGAAUGAUGGCAAUAGUGAUGAUGAUGGAGCAGAUGAUAUCAAGCUGGGAUGUGUUCAAGUGGGUGUAAAGGCACCGUUUGACCCUGCUCCCCAAAAGGAAAACCAGGAUGAUGAAAGUCAAGAUCAGCCUCUGCUUGGCCUAGUCCUCACUCCCACCAGAGAGCUAGCGGUCCAAGUCAAACACCAUAUAGAUGCGGUGGCCAAGUUUACAAAUGUCAGUACAGCCAUAAUAGUGGGCGGGAUGUCUCAGCACAAGCAGAAGAGGCUGCUGAAGCGCAGGCCAGAGAUCGUCAUAGGUACUCCAGGGCGCCUGUGGGACUUAAUAAAGGAGAGGGAGCCACACCUGCAAAACCUCAGACAGCUCCGGUGUCUGGUGAUUGAUGAAGCUGACCGCAUGGUAGAGAGGGGGCACUUUGCUGAGCUGGAGAGCCUUCUGGAGAUGCUGCACACAACACACUUCAACCCCAAAAGACAAAUGUUCAUCUUCUCAGCCACACUCACACUGUCUUACACUCUGCCCACACGCGUUUUGCAGAAGAAAAAGAGGCUGGAUCAGCGCAGUAAACUGGAAAUCCUCAUGGAAAAAGUGGGCAUUAAAACCAAACCCAAAGUCAUUGAUCUGACCAGAAAAGAGGCCACUGUGGAGACGCUAACCGAGACACAGAUCCACUGUCAGAAAGAGGACAAGGACUACUACCUCUAUUACUUUCUUCUGCAGCACCCAGGCCGUACCAUGGUGUUUGCAAACAGUAUAGACUGCAUCAAAAGGCUUAAAUCCAUUCUAACUAUCUUGGACUGCAUGUCAUUCUCCCUGCAUGCUAACAUGCAGCAGAAACAACGUCUGAAAAACCUGGAGAGAUUUGCUGACAGGGAGAGCUGUGUCCUCCUGACUACUGAUGUGGCAGCAAGAGGGCUAGACAUUCCCAAUGUGCAGCAUGUUAUUCACUACCAGGUUCCCAGGACAUCUGAAACCUAUGUCCAUCGCAGUGGCAGAACAGCCCGAGCAGCCAAAGAAGGCCUAUGUUUGUUGCUGAUAGGGCCUGAUGACAUGUUGAACUUCAGAAAGAUUUUCAAAACUCUUGGGAAGGAUGAAGACCUACCUAUGUUUCCCAUAGAGACACAAUGCAUGCAAGCUAUCAAGGAGCGUGUAGAUUUGGCCAGGAGAAUAGAAAGUAUUGAGUAUCACAACUGCAAGGAGAAAAAGCACAACUCCUGGUUCAGACAAGCUGCAGAAGCUCUCGAGGUAGAUCUGGAUGAAGACCUUUUACUUGGUAAAUCAAAAGACGAGCAUGCUGAUGUCCAGCAGCAGAGAAUGGUAAAGGGCAUGAAAAAACAUCUGAAGCAGUUAAUCUCUCAGCCUGUGUUCAAGAAUGUGAUGAAGACCAAGUACCCGACUCAGAUGGGCAAACUGGCUCUGAAACAAACUGCUGUGCCAGGGACUCAAAGUGCACUGAGCAGAGUGUUAAUGCAAAAGAGCAAACAGAAAGUUAAGAAAGGUCUUUCACAAAGGAGAAACCAGAAACCAAAAAAAGAAAAGAAAAAAUAACAUUUUGUAUUCCAAUUUGUUAAUGAAUAAAUAUUUUAAUAC